Molecule: messenger RNA, 3233 nt
Organism: Spirodela intermedia
Lineage: Eukaryota; Viridiplantae; Streptophyta; Magnoliopsida; Alismatales; Araceae
Source: the annotation of a GenBank genome assembly
AUGGACUUGUUGCCAAAUAUAGAAUAUGUACACCUUGGGAUAUCUUUUACAUUUGACAGAGGUAGUAAGACAAUUCAGCAAAAGUGAUGUCAAGAAUAGUGAUGAUGAGAUUAAUAACACAGUAGAAAAAUGAUAAGUAGAAAGAGGAGAAGAAAAGAUAACAGUAAUAGUCAUAAUAAUAACCACAAUAAUAAUAAUAAUAAUAAUAAUAAUAAUAAUAAUAAUAAUAAUAAUAAUAAUAAUAAUCGUUAUCAUCAUGGGCAGUAGGAGCGGCAUCAAGAAGAAGAAGAAGAGGAAAGAGAAGUCUAAGAAGUGGAAGGAGAGUCGGCAGAUGGAGAGAAGGCGUAGUCGUCUUCUGAUAAAAGUGGCAUCACCAGAGGUCGUGUGUAUAUUUGUUAUUACGUGGCAAAGAAAGGGCUGAUCGGAAGUUUUCUUCUCGUGAUGAGGUAAGACGAAUAAUAAUUUUUUCCCAAGCUAUUUGGGCUGGACGGGGAAAGUUGCUGCCCCGCCUCACCUAGGUCUCGCUGUUUCCCUUCUGGUGCGAUUUUGACUCCGCAAAGUGUUGCACACUCAUCCGCGGCCCUUUCUGCUGGCUGCAAUUUUUCUCCGUCUGUCCCUCCCUUCGCUGCAGAUUAUUCUCAUGGCUUCCGAGCAGCAGUUGGCGGUAGUUAAGGUGAUUCUUGGAUCUCGUCCUUUAACGCUACUCUUAUGUCUCAAAAACUUGUUAUGAGGUUGGUUUUCGUUCUGAUUGGGGAUGGAGGAUGCCGACGAAUGCACAUUCAGGGCUCGCGAGUGCUCAUGGUGGGAGCGGGCGGCAUCGGCUGCGAGCUACGCGAGACUUUGGCGCUUCGAGGACAUCCGCAUCGUAAGAAUAUCUCAUCGCUUCUCUGUUCAUGCCAAAAGUGUGGAUACGGGAAAUCUUCUGAAGGUUUUUAUUUAACUUCAUGCCAAAAGUGAUGCCUUAAAUUGAACCACGAAUCUUGUCCAAAUCUUGGUGGAAUGCUCUUGUAAGCUUCUUCUAGAUCACCAUGUAAGAAUGCAUUCUUCACAUCAUACUAUUGAAUUUGCCUACUAAAAUGAGCUGCUGGUGAUAGUCAAAGUCUUAUAGUGCUUAUUUUUUGGCCACUCGGGCAGAUGUCUCACGAAAGUCAACUCCAUAGGUCUGGGUAUAGCCAUUAAUAACUAAUCUUGUUGUAUCAUUGAGAGAGUCACUAAAGUCAUUAAACUUAUAUUUCAUGGUGAAAACCGAUCUACAGCCUACCAGAUUAUUUCUCUUUGGUUGCUCGAAAAUUUCUCAUUUUUCUCACAAGUAACAAUUACCCGAAUGGUGCUAAGUAUUUAAUGGUCAUUUUUUCUAAGCAUACCCAUUUUGUUGUAGUGUAUUUACAAAAGAAGAUUCAUGAAUUAUGCCUUUUUUUUGGAAAUAGUGAGAGAGAGAUUGGUUAAAGUAACUCCAUGCAUUCCCUCUUGGAAAUAAAGGCUGCAAAAAACGACUUAACACUGCAAAGAAGGCACAGGGAAACCCCAGAAAAGAGGCUAGGACUCCGAUACCAUCACAAAAAGCAGAGAAUUAUAGCUUCUUUUUUAUCAUAUAUCAUACUAAUUGAGACAAGUUAGUAUGUAGCUUAAUGUACGAGAAAAGGGACGAGGAAAUAUCAAACUAAAUGAGGAAAUUUCCUGAAGCUGACUAUCUCCUGAUUUAAGGGAUCAGAAUAAAACUUUCGUAGCUAUAUAUAUGCUUAUUUUGUUCGUAAAACCACGUAUGUGACGACUGUUCACUUGAAUAUUCCCAAGUGAAACUAGGAAUAGUGGCAUCAACAUUCGUGCUCCUGUUUUAAUUUAGAACGGCAACUCUAUCAGAACAUUGGAAAUAAUCAAUUGACAGCAUUGAAUUAUGGACACAAUUGAAAUGAGCAAUCUCAAUAGACAGUUUCUGUUCCGACAGCAUCAUGUGGGAAAAUCUAAGGCCAAAGUAUAUCCUGUCGUAUAUUAGCUUCAGGUUAUCGUUGCAUACUUUCUGUAGUGCAUCAAAUUGACUGGCUGCACCUGGAAUCAUCUUAUCCUUCCUUUUGCGCAACUGGUUGCCCGAGAUGCAGUUUUGAAGUUUAGGCCUCACAUAUCUAUCACACCUCACCAUGCUAAUGUCAAAAGUCUGGAAUUCAAUGCAGAUUUCUUUAAGCAGUUCAAUGUUGCGUUGAAUGGCCUAGAUAACUUAGAUUUCUUUCAUAAUAUCGAUCAUUUUCUUAUGCCUGCCUUUUUUUGUAUGCAAGAUUUCUAAGCAGCCCUUCAUUUUAUGUGGGACAACUACGUAGCUUGAGAUUCUUUUUACCUUGUCCUUGCAUUCUGCCUUUCGAUUCCUUGCUUUUGGGUGCCACGACAUUGAAAUCUGCUCUAUCUUAACCUCUCGUUUUAUUUGUUACAUUUCUUGCAAAAGAAAAACAUUUCACUUAAACUUGACUGAAAGUUAUGGGGAGUCUGACUUUAUUUGACUCUGUGAUUCAUUGGAUGGAUGUGGGUUUCAAAGGACAAAUAAAAAACGGAGUCACAUCAAGUUGGACUCCCCAUAAUAUUCAUUCGAAUGCAAGCGAAAUCUAGAUUUCUUAUAAACACAUUGUAAAGAAUUAUAUGCACUGGAUGAUGGAGCAUUCAUAUGCAUGUUAGCCCUGUCUGCACACUUUGUUUCAUUCUCGACAUCUACUGAAUGAGAUUUUUUUAAUAGAAUUGUAGAAUUUUCAUGUGAAUGUUUUCUUGGCCUAAUUAUUUCUUAUUACAUUAAAUUACCGCAUCCUUACUUUGAAAACAAAGACUCCUGUUUGAUAAAACGCUUCAAAACUUGAUUUUAAUAUUGUGCAUAUGACAAAUGCAGAUGAGAAAAAGGAGAACAGUAUUUUAAAGCACACGCCAAUUUUAUCUCAGAAACUGCCAACUGAAUAUUAGGGACGAAUUUGAUAUAUUGCACCUGACUUUGGAGUAUCAGUUUUCGGAGCGUAAUUUGUCAGUUACCACUACAAUGGCGAUGCAUCUGCAUGUUUAUAUGACGGCUAGUUGGGUGUUUAAUUGAAUCUUUAUCUUUUCUAAAACUCAAGCUCCUUUUUCUUUUAAACGGAACCGCCAGAUUUCAAAGUUACCUUCCAGGCUAAGUAUUUUUUGCAUCAGCUGAUUCCAGGCUAGACGUGAUAUUUUUAUUGUCUUUAUCCUCAACCAUAGGGAGUACCAAACAUGAAAGAAAAUAA